AUGGAUGUAACGGUAUUCUAUGUCUCUCCUUGGAUGAUGUUAGGACUCAUUUUGGGCACCGUGUACUUCGUGCUGGUGUUAUUGGGCUACGAAAAUCGUAAUGAGAAUAAAACGAGGAAAAAAUCAGAGGACGUUUUAACGUCAUCGACAAGAACCCCCAGAGAUGUCACUGGGCAGAAAAAAGUGCAAACCGCAGAAGAGAAACCUGGUUUUGUCGUGCAGCGAAAAGAAUCAGACGAGGACAAAUCAGGCGCAAGAAGGCAAAUUGACGAAACCUGUUCUUAUCAAAGAUCCUCUUCUUAUCAAACCACAACCGCAUUCGACGCAAGAAAGUCGAAAGUCGCACCUGUUGACAAUGAGAAAGGAGGAGAAUUACAAGUUGAAAAUAGUCUUGAGGCUUCGAAGAUUGAAGACAUUUUGCAAAGUCAAGAUGCUCUGUACUUGCAAGAGUUCGAUGUCCCUGAAGGAUUCAUCUCCCAGAGACUGCGUAUCAGAGCAAGUUCCCAUGGUAGCGAUCAUUCCAGGGAAGAUUCUGAUGAAACUGUGGAAAAAACUGACGGUUUGGAAUCAUCGACAGAUAAAGAAACCGAAUUAUGUGAGAUUGUGUCGGAGACAGUUUCUAAUUCGGUUGGUUCGGCCCCUGUAGGACAAAUUUUUAAUGAUACUGUUGUACCUGACAUUAAUGAGCAACCAACCGAAUCGAACGAUGCCAUGGAAUCCACAGCUAUAAAGGAAUCAGGUAUAUUUGGGGACUUUGCAGAUCUCAUGGUCGCCAAGGCUAAGGAGGGUGCAUUUCAUAAAAUUGAUCUUGAAUCAAAAGCAAACAUUUAUGCAGAUGAAAUUUCCUCUCGGAUUGUCUCUGAUGCUAUUGGGCAAUUUGCUAACAGUUCUCUUUCUGGUCCUGAAGACUUUGAUACCUCAGAGGUUCAGGAAUUGCAUAGUUUUGCUGAAAAUGUUGUUAAAUCAUUAAUGGAUGGAGCUUCUGAUAAUGUAUCUUUAUUCAAAGAUGUUGUGGCAUUUGCCCAAGACGUGAGUGAACAAGUUAUUCUUGAAGGAAUAGAACAAUAUACCACAACAGAAAAGUUAAAGCAAGGGAGAAGGCAGAAGAUAUCUCUCAGUGAAAUGAAAUUAUUCAGUGAAGGCAUUGUAAGUGAAGUUGUGUCAGAAGGAAUUGAAGAAGCCAUCAGAGAAGGCGAAAAUGUUAAAGGAAAUAAUUUUGCCGGUAACAGCGUGUUGGAACCAGGGUAUGCUGACUUAGCGGAUCAAACAGUGACUGUUUCAAGCUCAAUACAGCCUCAGAUCUGUGGCAUUGUUGAAAAUUUGGUAAAUGGUGCAAUAUACGAAGCUUUAUUACGAGCAAAAGCACAAUGCAGUGAGAAAUCAUUAGAGGAUUCUAAACUUGAGGGGUGUGGGCAGGAAAUUCUGGAAUCUCAGGUCAAUGAUACAGGGCAAGAAUUAAUCGUUUCUACAUUGCACCAGGCUGCUGACUUAAAAGAACUGCAAAGUCAAGAGAGAGAUGAACCUAAUCGGCAAGACAAAAGUGAGCUUGAAUCACAGAUGGAAACAUUUGUAGAUGACACUUUGGAUGCAGCAGUCACUGAGGCUGCCGGGAAGGUUCAAAUUGAACAGUGUGUUUCUGAUCAGGAGGGAAAAGUGUUGAAUGGUCAUGUAGAUCUUACUCUUGAACAAGAUGUACACCAGCAAUCUGAUAAUUUUCAUCAAAUUUCUGUCAAAUUAGCUGAUGAUGAUGAAAAAACCAAUGAAACAGAGGAUCAAGGAGUUGAUUUAGUGCCAUCAAGGGAAUGUAUGAACGGAAAAGAGUUGAAUUUAAAAGAAACAAAAACCAACGAACAAAAUGAUUAUUGGAGGAGAAGUUUGAUAAUGGAUUUGGAAGAUAAUGAAGAAUUUGACGAGAGCUUUGAAAGUGAAAAAUCUCGACCAAGCGCAGAGAAGGAAGCAGUUUCUGACGAAGACGAAAGUGAAGAAUUUAUUGACUCCUCAGAAGAUGAAGUGAUCGAUCAUGCAGAGGAUGCAAAGUUGGGUGCUGUUGGUGGGUCAAGUGCCACAAAGUAUAAAGAUGGCAACAGUGAUGCUGAUGACAUCUCUGAAGAUGAGUUAGAUGAUGAUAAUGAUGAUGAGGAGGAAGAUCUGCUCUUUGCUGGACAGACAAUGGUGGAUGGGCUAUGUGUGAGCAAACCUAAAGAAAAGAGGAAAAGUAGGAAGAAAUCAAAAUCUCUCCCUAGAGCAAGAAUAGAGUCAGGUUGGUACUUGUGGGGAGGGGAGGGGAAGGAAGGAAACCUUUCUUCCCCACACCCUCCCUGCUCUUUAAAUAUAUAUUCAAACCCAGUUAAUACACAAGAGGCCAUUCAAUUCCUCAAGGCCACCUGUAGACGAUUUAUCUGAGCGUGUGGCAGAUAAACAACUGUCACAGAAGAAAUAAUAUAAAAGUCACUGCCAACAACAGUCCUAUUCAAGACUACAUUCACCUGGACGAUCAUACUCUGUUUACAUAGUAACAUAAUGUUAUGUGAAUAAUUCUUUUGUGAUUCAGGCUGAUUUGUCUGAUAAUGAGAGGGUCAUUUAUUGGUUCAAAAGGCUUAUUCAAAAAGUUCUUUGAAUGAGUCAAUGAAUUGUGUGCAAUUGUAGGUGACCAUAUAUGUGCAGUACUACAGUAAAAACCCACAUAUAAGAACCUAGAGAUUUAAGAACCUACAGGCUUGAAUUUGGCAUUUGAAUACCCAAAAAUAUAAGAACCUUUUCAGCCUGGCAAAGGAAAAUAGGUUCUUAUACAAAAAUGAUCACUUCAAUUUUGAUGGUCAAAAUUCUCGAUUUUAAUUUUGUGAGAAACUUUUGACAAAAGGUUAUUGUGUAUAUGUUUUCUUUGAUUUACAUUUGUUUGGAUUUUCACUAGAAGUAUGGUUUCCAUAAAGCUACCAUGCAAUAUAGACGAUUCAAUAUCUUAAUAUCUUAUUUUAAAAAUAUAGAAACGUAUUGAUAUUCUUCUUGGACCUUGAUUGUUUGCCAUUAUGUAUUAUAAGUAGUACAAUAUUUCUGCCAAUGGUUACGCUAUGACAACCUCUGAAAAAUAAGAACCUUUUAAGAACCUAAUCAGCGUGAAUUGUGAAAAACUACCCUAACAUAUAAGAACCUGUUCAGCCUGAGGUCAAAAAUUCUAGGUUCUUAUAUGUGGGUUUUUACUGUACUGUCUUGGCAACAAGAUUGCAUUGAAACUAUGAUAUUUUCUCUCAGCCAGGCAUAAUGCCAUUAUAGAAGCCAGCUGUUUGCAUCCUCAUUUCUAAAUUAGCUGAUUGUGUGGGGAAGAUUUGUAUGGUAUCAUUGAAAACCACCAAAUAAUUAGGUGCACAAAAAAGUAUGUGCAUGUAACUGUUUAGCACUUUACAGUAAAUAUUUCAAAGGUGAAAAUCAUCUACUGCACUCAAAAAAUUAGAAUAAAGAUGUUUUUUGAGACUUCUAGCUGAUGAUUUGGUGGUAGCUAUAUUGGUUGCUAUUUUUUUGAGGGACAUGUAUAAUUUUUUAGCAGGUGCCAAACAAAGAGUGUCAAACACUCAGUUUGGGCAAUCACCAGCUCUUGCUAGUAAUUUUCCCAUUUCCUUGUUUCUUGGGCUACUGAUGAAAAGUGGACCUUAAGUGCAGAUCAGUUUCAAGCAAAACACUAACAAUGUCCUGUAAGUAUAGAAAAAGAGAAUAAAUUCAUUGAAUGUCGAUCAGACUUCAGAGGGUAUUCAUUCGUUCAAUUCUACAGUUAUGUUUCAUAUGGUCAAAAGAUGACCACACUCAUCAGGGAAUUUUAACGAAUGACCCGUACAUUUCAACACUGGCAGCUGUAUUUCAAUGUGGAGAUGAUAUUGUAAUCAUUGUAAAACUAAGAAGCACAUGGAGAAUGAUAGCACAAUAAAAUGUUUUUCAUCAUUAUGUUCAUCUCAGUCAAAUUGAAUGUUGUCAAUAUUAUUUUUUAGCUGGUUCACACUACAACCAGGCCGUUGUGCUUGACAACGGAUCUGCAAUCAUUAAACUCGGCAUAGCUGGGGACAGGAAGCCCAGAGUCGUACAACCAGCUUUGUACGGAAUCCCCAAGCGAUACUCAUUACAAAUGGCUGGUAUGGACAAUAGGAAGGACCGGACAUAUGGAGAUGGGGCAGCAAUGAGAGCAGGAGUUAUGCAGCUAGGUAAUUCUUUAUGCCCCAAUAUCAAUGUAGAAAUUCUCCAGACUGAUUCUCAUGCAUUUCCUUAAAGAAUUGUUUGAGAGGAUUUGAUAAAAGAUCAAGAAAGUAUAAUUUUUACUUUGGUGAUCAUUUCAUUAACUCCCAUAACCUUUUUGUUUGAUGAUGUAAUGUUACAGAAAGCUAUUCUGAUCUAAGUCCCAAGAGUUUUCUUAUAUGGGAGAUUUAACCCUUAAUAUUAGCAAUCCACACAGAUCUACUUGCAUUUCCUGUAGCUAUGAUGAGGAGAAUUGGUUCUACAAUCAAGAGCUUUUCUAUCUUGUUAAUCACCUCCUAGCAAGCAUUUCCAUUUGUUUUCCGAGCAAAGAAAGAGCGAGGAACCGGAUUUUCGGUUUUGGCCAAGCAAGAAAUGGAAUGAGAUCCAAAAAAUGAAAGAGGGGGGAGGGGAAGGAAACCUUCCCCCCCCCACUCUUUUGCUCACACCAUUUUUCACUUGGUCUGUGACUCUCAUUCCUUGUUCCUUGCUCUGAAGCCAGACAGAAACACUUGCUAUGCAGGCCAGGUGAAACUGGAUGUUAGUUACUGAUGGGAGGUAAAGAGUUAGCGGUUGUAGAAUCAAAGCUGUCAUUAAGGGCUGGGAGCAAGGACUUCCCCCAGCUUCUACCAAUGUGAAUACUGGCUACUUUCAUCGAUGAAAAGAAGAAAAAUGGCUAGCUGUUCGAUUCCCUAUGUGCAGGUUGUAUGAUUUUAUUGUUAUGACUUGAAAUAUUAGUGACAACCCUGAACAAUGAAGAGGGCAACAGGUUAUAUUCAAAGUUGGUCUAACUUUUGAGUCUGUUAAAGAAGACCAUGAAACAAGAAAUAAUUUGAAAUUUUGAUGUUUUUAGAGUACCCAAUGAGCGGUGGCUUCCUUGAGAACUGGGCUGAUGUGGAGGACAUCUGGGAAUACAUGCUUUACAGUGAAUUAGGAAUUGAGGAAGGAAAUCAUCCUGUACUGGUCACAGAAGUGGCCAACACAUCCAGAAGGGAUAGAGAGAAAAUGGCUGAGGUACGUUGCAUUGCAUCUUAUUGUGGUGGAGAGGUUUAUAUGCCUUGGUGAUCCUGAAGGCUAUACCAGUUGGGGCCUCAGUUGACUUACACUUGAGGGUUACUACAUAGAUUUGAUGAAAUUUUGAUUCACAUUUUUCCUAGCUUUCCCUGCUUGCUGUUGAAGUUUAAUUAAACGAAGAUGCAUAUUUUCCCUAGUCCAUGGGGGAAAGGGACUAAGUCAAAUACUUUUAAGAUCAAGGCCAUGUGGUUAAAAAAAGGCCAUACUUGAGACUGUUUUUUUUUUAAUUUUUUUUUUUUGACAAAAAUUAUCACUUUGGCACCUGGCCCUUGAAUUAAUACAAUAAAUUGAUUUUUUUAAGAUUACCAACAUGACCAACAUAAUGUCAAGUUAUGCAUGACAACAAACCAACAAAUAAGUAGAAAGCAAAUAGACUUGGCUCAUCUAAAAAGAAAUAUAGAAGAGGAGUGAAAAAGAUUAACCCUUUCACUGCCGGAGUGUUUGAUCCAGUUUUGUAAGGUGACUCUAACUUUUGAUUCUGCGGACAAAAUCCUAUGAUGUGACCAUUCAAAUGAAAGCUCUCUGCCUGUACUUAAACAUGGUGCUGUUUGUUUGUCAAAAUUUUAGAAAAUGAAAUUUGGAAAUUUGGUCGAAAUUUGCCUUUGGCCACAUUUGGCAGUGAAAGGGUUAAAGAGAAGUGUGUGGGAUGAUUUGGCGGGAGAAAGGAGUAACAUUGUUAUGAAAUCACUGAUUUUGAGGUUACAGGUUUUAUUUUUAUUUACUUAUUUUUUAUAUUUUUCUUUAUUAACAGGUUCUUUUUGAGCACCUCGGUGUUCCAGCAAUGUAUCUUGCCAAUCAACUGGUCCUCUCGCUGUACGCAUCUGGUUUGACACAAGGCCUAUGUUUGUCUUCUGGGUCUUCUGUAACACAGGCUGCGGCAAUUUAUGAAGGAUAUGUUUUAGCAUAUACUGUGCAAGAACUUGACAUUGGUGGAAAAUUGCUAACUGAUAAUCUGCAAAAGCUUCUGAGGGAGAAUAAAGGCCAUAUCUUAAAUUCGUCAUCUGGAUGGCAGAUUGUAAAUAACAUGAAAGAGAGCAUGGCGUAUGUUUCACAAGGUACAUAAAAAGAAAGGUAAAGGCGCACACGAGCCAAAGGCCCAAACGGCUGGAGCUUAUUCCGGUUUCCUGGCAGGCUAACACAGUGGUGAAGAGAGACAAAGUGGAGUAAAGUUCCUUGUCUAAGGAAACAAUGCGACGAGCGAGGCUUGAACCCCGAACCUCCUAGUUCGGAGUUCGAGGUGUUGACCGCUCGGCCACACACGCCUCCAUCAGAAGAUAGAGAGCAGAAACGCAUCGUAGAAUUUCGUUUAAUGACUCAAAAGUUAGAACCACCCGCACAAUUAAGGGCUUACAAGACUCCACAAUUCACUUCGGAAGCAAAAAAGUCUAAUCCUUAUGUCUCUGUUACAGAUUAUUCUUCCGAGAUGAAACAGUUUAAAACCAGUGACGCGCUAACUCAGUUUUACAGCCUUCCAGAUGGUCAGACAGUGGACAUCAGCAGCGAAAUGAUCACCACUCCGGAACCUUUAUUCAAUCCAGAGACUCUCCUUGGUGCAGACGACACUAUCGCUUCUCAGCUUCCCAUCCAUAAGUUGGUGAACAACGCGUUUGCAAGGUAUAUUGUGUUUUUAAUGAGCCUUAUAUGUCAUCUUUUUUUUUAUCUUCAUCUUUCCCGGGUAUAUUACCAACCAAUUUAAUGACCACCUACCAGUAUGCCUUUUAGCUCAAUUUGUUAGAGCGCUGCACCGGUAUUGCAGAUGUCAGGGUUCGAAUCUUUUUCAGGCUCUCUUUUCGCAACGGAAUAAGUUACGUUUUUAACCCGUAAACCCUAAGAUCAUAGUUUGAAUUCUCAUUUGUUGCCCCUAUUCAUUUCCUACAGAAGUAGUGGGGAGAUGUUGAUAAAAUAUCAAGCUAAUUCAUCUUGUGUGAUCAUGUUCGUAAUUCUCAUGACUACUCUGUUUUACAAAGCAUUGAUAUUACAAGGAAAAAUUUGACGCUGAUCACUCUUAGGGCUUAAACGCCUUCAAGGAUUAACUGCGAUGAUCUACUUUGCAUGUAUUCCUUUUAUUGGUAAUACGCGACUGAAUUUCUUUGACAAUGACAUAAAGCCUAGUAAAUGCCCCACAAAAAAAAAAAAAGGAAAACAAACACGAGCCUUAUUGGCCAGAUGGUGUCCAGUUCGAAUCGCUUGAACCGGCGCUUUUUGGCCAUAUUUACAAGGGCAAAUGGGUAAACAGAUCCCUUGCCAAGACGAUAUAUCGUACCAAAUCGCGCACAAGGAAAUUGCUGCGUGUAUCCACCUCCAAAUGUACUCUGUACCUGUACUUUAGUUCCGCUUCGUAGCGAGCGAUGAAACGUGUAGCUUUCCACAUCUCGCUUACACGACAUUUUCAUUCGUGAGCUUAAGCCGCGAGCGGGUAGACGUAUAGUAACCGGAACUCCUGUUGGAUGACGUCAUCGAGUUAAACCACUGAAAGGUAGGAGAGAUCAACUUCCGGUGGUUAUAUUUGACGUACGGGACGUGGAAGUUCUCGUUUUUAGUGAGUUUACGUAAAAGGACGGCAAAAUGCUCGUGUGUGACAAACGUGACAGGGCUAUUACUUGCGUGUUUUGUCGUGAUCUUCACUUAACAUUAAUGUUUUCAGGUCUUUUACAAAAAGACCUCUUUAAAGGAAAGUGAAGUUAUUUCAAACAAAAUUAUUGUGUCGCUUGUCGCUCAAGGUUUGCCGUCGUCUUCCCUUUCCCAUCCUGUUCCGUAAGUUCACUAUCAGCAAAGCAAUAACUCUGCACUUGAGUUUUAAAUUUUACGUAAAUCAUUAGUCCAGAAUUCCUGUGAUUUGAACCUGCCUUACAAUAGCCGCAACUGAAACUGCCGCUUAUGAACCCCCCUCUCCCUCCCCUCCCCAGUUUUAAGCCCGUCUACCUGUAAACACAAAAAUACACCCGAUUAUUAGCUCUCCCGCUCGGAAACUACCCACCUACCCCUCCCCCAAGCCAACAUUAACACUUACUUCUCACUUAGGGCAAAAUGUUGGCUUAGGGGAGGGGUAGGUGGGCAGUUUCCAAGAAACCUAAAUUGAGCCAUUGUAAGCCCUCCUCUGAUUUUGAUUUAUUAUGACGUUUUGAAGCUAAAGUAAAGACCAGUAAAUGCAAAACUUUAUUUUUAUCAGCACAGCUGUAGCUUGUUUCCAAGCGCCUUUUCUAUUCCGGUCACAAAUCCCCUUCGAUAUAAGCCCCUCCGUUUAUGACCCCUCCUAAAACCCCUUACGAAGAUGUAUGAGCCACCUACCCCUCCCGUAAGCCAACAUUUACACUUACUUCUCUCUUAGGGCAAAAUUUUGGCUUAGGGGAGGGGAUGGUGUUGGGCUCGUUAAAGCAUCCCAUUCAACACUGCCCAACUUUUUUAUCCAUGAAUUUGUUGAGCACACUGCGCAGCAUGGCACAAUCAAGUUUUUGUAACUCAGAAAAGUGCUACACGUAUGGUCCUGUCUUUAAAUGCAUAACCCCCGCUAAACACAAUGGUUGAUUUGUCUUUCGUUUUUUCACAGAUGUGCUCCCGACUUACGAGACACCAUCCAUCGCAAUGUCGUUCUAUCUGGUGGAACGACCCUCACGAAGGGACUGGUUCCAAGGCUGGAACACGAGCUCAGCAAAAUCAAUCCAAAGAUACGCUCACUUCGUGCGCCUGAAAACAGGAUGUAUUCCCCAUGGAUCGGGGGCUCAAUUCUGGGGUCCUUGUCAACGAUGGAUAACAUGUACGCUACGAUUGAUGAAUAUGCAGACUACGGGGGGAGAAUUAUAAAUCAGAAAUGUUUUUAAGGUGGACGAUUGUUGUUUAAUGAAUAAUUUUUUAACGAAAAAUCUAGGAGUAUGUGCACGUUCUCAUCGUAUACACCUAAUUCCAGAAUGUUGCCAAAAUUCAACCUCGUUUCCAGCGUUCUAUACUAUCCGACUCUCGCGCGCCGUAGGAACGAGCAGGAGAGAACCCUGGAAACGAGGUUGGCCAAAAUUAAUUUUCUUUUUAUUAGCCCUCUUUGCUUCGAUUGCAAAACCUUCUGCAGAAUUCAAAAGAUCCUUUGCGUUGAAACGAGACAUCGACGGCAAUUAGCAUGAAGAAAAAAUAUAGCUGGAUUUACCACCAUUUUGGAUAAUGGUGUUUACGUUGGCGUGCACCUAAACGAUUAAGGGUCAUUAAGGAAGUCUGGGUUGCCGCGGUCAGUGAAUAGUUAAGAAAAUACGUUUAAGUUGGGGAAAUCUUAGUUACCGGCAAAUCAAGUGAAAAGGGGAGGGGUAGGUGGGCAGUUUCCAAGAAACGUAUAACACUAACAUGUCGUGAAAAACAGAGAGAUUGAAAAUAAAGGGAAUAUUUAUGUCCUGGAAAGGAACUGAGAAAGUUCAAGUUUCUAAGUAAAUCUUGUCCAGGUCAAGGAUUUGUUUUCAUUUCAGCGAGUGGCAAACCCGCCUAUACAAAUAUAAAUACAUUAAUAUAAGAAUUACUUGAAAAUAUCGCAUUACAAUUACGUAUUAAUCCCAGAAAAAAGAUGGGAAAUGAAACACAAUUUAAACCAUGACUUCAGCUGUUAUUUUAAUGUAGUAGCUUCAAGCUCGUGGACUUUUCCUGAAUUUAAUGUAUCAGUCAAAUCGAAGCUCCAACAUCACCCUAGACAACCCCCCGGGGCUUUAUAAUUUUUGGAAAAUUAGUGUUAAAAUUCCCCCCUCCCCGGGCCAAAAAGUCGUUCAAAUACCCCAUCACAGGUCCAUUUUAGGAGACGCUGGGGAUUCUAACUCAGUGCCGGAUCCGGACCUUGAGAUAAGGGGGAGGGGGGGGCGGUCAUCCAGACCCUUAGAUAAGGGGGGCCCGGUCUUCCAAAAAAAUUUUUUUCGGGCCCCCGGGCCUCAGUCUGGUCUAAAAAUAAGGGGGGAGCUUGGGCCCCUCCCCUGUAUCCACCACUGUUUUCCCACCCUUAUGCAUAGGAAUCAAAUUCCCUUCACUGGGGAAGUCAAAGGUGUCAAUUCCCUGGCGUAAACCGGGAGACCGUGGUGCUGAAGCUUCCGCAGUUUGACCGAUACUCCAGUAAGUCGAGAGAAAAGAUGCAAUUUCUAGAUUUCCUAAUUGGUUCCUAUGGUUGAAGUUAUUGACAUCCGCGGUGAAUUACGUCGGGUGAACACGAGCUUUCGCCUACAACCGACACCCAUAUUAUGUUGUAUUGUCAUAUGGAACCCCUGCGUUAUAUGUAACAGAACCAUUGCAGUGAGUUUUACCAUAUUCUAGUAUAUCACCCACCUAUUUGGAGAAGGGAGGCUGCCACCGUGACCUCCCUGACCCACCCCGGCCGGAGCACGUAGACUUGUUCCCAUCCGUUCCAUUUUUUCGGAGAAGAAAUCGUUGAAAACGAAUUGCGUCAAGGGAAAGCUGAAGGACCUUCGCAGCUCUCCUUGCAAUCAUCAUCUUGACACAGCUGGCCCUUGUUUUUCAAAAUGAGUGUCAAUUCGAAGUCUUGGUUAGGAAGACAUUGCUUUUUCUCGUGCAAGUAAAACUGAUUUUCACAUGGAAGGUAUCACUCGAACUUGUUUUGCAAAUGAAGUUGAGAAUGACCCAUUUCUAUCCAGCCUUUUGUCGUUUUUUUUUUUUUAACUGGGAACGACUCUGUCUUGGAUAUGCUCGGAAACAUGACGUGCUUAUUAUUUGGAGGGUCCAUGUGGCAGCUCCCAUUAGGAUUUUUAUAAGUGGUAUAAUGCUUGUUUGUACAAUGAAUACAAGUAUUUUUAGUAUUUUUUUUUUUAAAAUAACUUGUUUCUUUCUCGUCGUCAAAACAACGAGAU
Molecule: messenger RNA, 11111 nt
Organism: Porites lobata
Lineage: Eukaryota; Metazoa; Cnidaria; Anthozoa; Scleractinia; Poritidae
Source: the annotation of a GenBank genome assembly